Molecule: messenger RNA, 1598 nt
Organism: Paramecium pentaurelia
Lineage: Eukaryota; Ciliophora; Oligohymenophorea; Peniculida; Parameciidae
Source: the annotation of a GenBank genome assembly
AUGCCACCAAGAAAAACUUAAACCAUCAAAGAAGUCUAGAAAGAGAGCUAAUCAAUUAUUGAUUAAAAAUUAGGAUCUACAAGAAGUAAAAAAGUAAAAAAAAAUGAAUCUGAAGAAGAUUCUGAUUUUAUUACUGCAUCAAGUAAAUCUAAAUAAAAGAACUCUAAUGCAUCAUCAAAAAUUAAGACAUCUGCUAAUAAAUAGAAAGAAUCUAUAAAUGAAUCCAAAGAUGAUCCUUAAGAUAAAUUAUCACCUGAACUAAAACCAUCCUCUUAACGUCAAAAAGCAAGAACUAAAGGUGAAAAAAUUUAAGAAAAGCAUAAGUAUGAUUAUUUAAGUUAAUUAUUAUAGUACAAAGACAGAAGAGGUAAAACUAAAAUAAUAGAAUGAAGAUGAAAAUAAAAAUGUGGAUAAUAACCAUUAAUAACAAGGUAAUAUAUAGGAAGAAAAUAAAGAUAAUAAUGAUUAUAAUAAAGAUAAUAAUAAUGAUUGUAAUAAAGAUAAUAAUAAUGAAAUUAAUUAAUAAUAAAUAAAUACUAAUAUAAAGAAUUAAAAUGAUGAUAAUUAAGAAAAUCUUAAGAAUAAUGAUUAAAAACACUCUAAUGAAUUAUAAGAAAGUAAACCGGUUUAAUAAGAUUAGAAUAAUAAUGCAGAAGUGAAUGAAAAUAAUAAUAAAGAAUAAUUAGAUAAAGAGAAUAAUUAAGAAUAGAAAUAAAUAUAAAUAGAUAAUAAUACAUUAUAAAACUAAAGAAAUAACAUUGAUUAAUCUGAAAACAAAGAAAGUCAUGAAUAAAAAGAUGAAAAACAUAGUCAAUAAUAAAAUGAAUCUGUUGUAAAAUCAAUUCCUUAAAUAAUUGUAAAUGAAAUCAAUAAUAAAACUGAUUAAUAAAAUAUAAGGUAAAAUGAAGAAGAAGAAAAAGAAUAAUUAGAUAAAUAAAUAAAAGUAGUACAAUCUAAUUAAGAAACAGAUGUAGACAUUGUAUUUUGUUGUGAUAUCAAUCUUUUAGAAGGUCGUAGUGUUGAUUAACUAAAGGUAAUAUUUUAAUUGAAUUUAGAAUACUAUAGAAUUUAUUAUUUAAUAGUUAAAAGAGAAAGAACACUUGAAUUCUAGCAUAAAAUUUAGUAUAGUUCGUUUUAAUGAUCUAAUUACAAAUUAAAAGUUAUAAUAAUGUUAGGUAAUUGAUUUGUGUGAUGAAACAGAAAUUUUAUAGAGUCUUGAAGAAAUAAAAUAGAUGGGAUAGAUAGAAAUAAAGAAGGGAUUAUAUUAUGGUCUAAAAUUAGCUACUUAAAAUACGAAAUGGAGAUAAUAAAGUAAUAAUAAAUCCUAUAGAUAUAUUAUUCAUAUUGCCAAUUAAUAAUUAGAAUUAGAUAAUCAAUCAGAUGAAUUAGAAUAAAUAAUAUAAGAAAUGAAUAAUAAAAAUAUUAGAUAUAAAUAUUUAAGAAUUGAUAAAAGGAUUGAUUUAGAUUUUGAUGGGAAAUAAUAUUUACAGAAUAAAUUGAACAGUUAUGAAGAAAGUUUUUUGAAAGAAUUUGGAUGUCUUAAGAAUGUUGUUAGUAGCAUUAUAUUAAGAGAGCUUAUACAUGAAAAUAAUAAAUGA